Chelmon rostratus (copperband butterflyfish) is the source of this 5470-nucleotide messenger RNA. RefSeq names its product integrin alpha 4 (gene itga4). Gene Ontology annotation, cellular component: external side of plasma membrane; integrin complex. Gene Ontology annotation, molecular function: integrin binding. Bases 411 to 3500 code for a protein of 1029 amino acids. NCBI's taxonomy places the organism in Eukaryota, Metazoa, Chordata, Actinopteri, Chaetodontiformes, Chaetodontidae. The transcript has 29 exons. Gene Ontology annotation, biological process: cell adhesion mediated by integrin; cell-matrix adhesion; integrin-mediated signaling pathway. The record is from RefSeq and is a predicted model, not a curated record.
CUCACACACACGCCCGCGCGCAGAGGGAGGACUGGUCCCCAUGCGCUCAGUUCUCAGUUUCACUGACUUCAUCUCACACUCAGAUGAACUCUAGUUUUUGCUGACUUUUCUCAUCAGUUUCUUUCACUCCGUUUCAUCUCGGCUCACUUUUCCGCCUUGCCUCAGAGACCCCCACCCUCGUGCGCCGCCUCGAGCAACGGGCAGCACGAGACGGUUAACGCACCGAGGAGCAACAGGAGGUUUCACGAGCGAGUCACACCGGGGACGAGUCGGAUUUAACGGAGACUUUUUUGGACCACACCGCGGCUCUUUGAGUCUAUCUUCCCGGGACUGAUUUGACAUCUGCCCGGUACCGACUGGACCCCCUCUCUGACCCGGGAUAGCUGCAGUGUGAGCGUGCAUCCGCCAUCAUGCGUCCCUCCGUGGGCAGCAUGUGUGUGUGCUACAGCCUGGCCCUGGUUCAGGUCUUGGUCCUGCUCCAUCGUGCAGCAGGAUAUAAUCUGGAUCAGGACCACAGUCUGGAGUUCAGUGGCCCCCCCUCCUCCAUGUUUGGAUACUCAGUCCUGCUGCAUCGUCAUGGAGCUCACAACUGGUUGGUGGUUGGAGCCCCAGUAGCGAACUCAUCCUCCAAUCCGUCGGUUCAGUCUCCGGGAGCUGUUUUCCGCUGCGACAUCACUGCUGAGCCUCGCCGCUGCCACCACAUACAUUCUGACGUGCUGAGCUGCGGGAAGACGUGUGAAGCAGACAGUGAUCACCAGUGGCUGGGAGUCAGUCUGUCCAGACAACCUGGAGACAAUGGAGGACACGUCCUGGCGUGUGCUCACCGCUGGAAGAAUGUCUUCUACUCAAAGAAAGACAGUCAGAACCACAAGCUGCCUAAUGGCGUCUGUUAUCGCUACAACAAUGACUUGAGACGCGCCCAACCCAUCAUCCCCUGCUACAGAGACCACCAGAGGAAGUUCGGUGAGGAUUAUGGGUCAUGUCAGGCCGGCAUUUCCAACUUCCUGACAGAGGAUCUGAUCAUCAUGGGGGCUCCAGGGACAUCUUAUUGGACGGGGUCAGUUCUGGUCUAUAACAUAUCCAGUGGAGGAAUGUCAGUGUACCUGGACGACGAAGCUGGAGCUGUCAGUUUUGGAAGCUACUUGGGGUACUCUGUGGGAGCGGGUCACUUUCUGAGUCCUUCUUCUAUGGAGGUGGUGGGUGGAGCUCCACAAUACAACCAGAAGGGCAAGGUCUUCAUCUUCACAGUAGACAACAAAAUGCUGCGGGUCGUCUCCGAAGUGUCCGGAAAAGAGCUGGGAUCUUACUUCGGCUCCAGUGCGUGUGCGGUGGAUCUGAACGCUGAUGGUUUGUCAGAUCUGUUGGUUGGCGCCCCCAUGGCAACAGGCGUCGCCAGGGAGGAGGGAAGAGUCCAUGUGUACAUCAACGAGGGCCAGGCGAAGCUGAAGGAGGUGGAUUUUCAGCUGUCUGGCAGCAACGCCUACGCUGCCCGGUUUGGAGAGACCAUUGCUGACCUGGGAGACCUGGAUGACGAUGGUUACCCUGAUGUGGCUGUAGGUGCCCCACAGGAAGACGACCUAAGAGGAGCCAUUUACAUUUACAAUGGCAGGAGAGAAGGCAUCUCAUCAACUCCAUCUCAAAGGAUUGCAGGAUCAACCCUGGGUCGUGACCUCAGGAUGUUCGGCCAGUCCCUGAGCUCUGGCAUUGAUAUCGAUAAUAACGGCUACCAGGAUGUGGCGGUUGGUGCCUUCCUCUCUGACUCGGCCAUCGUUCUCAGGACCCGUCCGGUGAUUCAGGUCAGGGCGUCUCUGGCUCUGCCUGAGCAGAUUGACCCACAGAUGAUGCUGUGCCAAGAACACAAGACUCCAACUGUGUGCUUCAAUGUAACCGUGUGCUUCAAUGUCAAGUCCAGACAGUUCAGAGGAGCUGUAGAGCUUCAAUAUAAUUUGACCUCUGACCUCCUCCAUAAACCAUCCUUCCCUCAUCGUUUCUAUUUCCAUGGUAACGGGUCAUCCAAUAGCACAAGGGGCCGUGUGAGAGCACGACAUGGCCAGCUCACCUGCACAACACACGUGGCUUACCAAAGGAAAGAUGUGAGGGACAUUUUUACUCCGGUCCAGUUUGAGGUUUCCUACAGUCACAGAGAAUCCAACACCCAAAGAGCCUCUUCCAAAGCCUUCUCUCCAUUAAAACCCAUUCUGCAGCAGAGCGCAGGACACCAGAACACUAUCACCAACCAGACGUGGUUUGCUCGAUCCUGUUCUCUGGUGAACUGUUCGACCAACAUGCAGCUGUCAGCUGAACUAGUGCUGCCACAUCAGCAGCAGUUCUUUGCUCUUGGCUCUGGAGAGACCAUCAUGUUGAAAACUUUGCUACUGAACUCUGGAGACGAUGCCUUCUUGCCAAGACUGACACUUCGUUUCCCCGGCAACAUCCACUAUAUCAAAGUGCUGCAGAAUGAGGACAAUGUGGUUAGUUGUGAUGUCACAGAGGAAGUCAACAGUACAACAGUGGACGUUGAUUGCGGCGUCACCAGCCUCCUCCUCGCAGCCCAAGCCCAACUGUCCAUCAUCUUCCUUUUGGACGUUAGCCAGAACAGCACACCUGGUGACAUCAUCAUUCACGUCAACACCAGCAGUGAUAACUAUGAGAGGGAGGAGUACCUCCAUGACAACUCCAUCAGUCUCCCUCUUCAUCUCAAAUAUGGAGUCAACGUCAACAUCCACGGUUUUGUGACUCCCACCUCAUUUGUGUUUGGAGAUGAAGAUUUGACUCCAGUUGACUGCUACACUGAAAGAUUCAACUACACAUACAAGGUGCUGAACUCUGGUCCCAGCAGGUCUGUAGAUACUGUGGUUGACAUCGCGCUCCCAAAGAUCCUCACGCCUUACAAACACAGACUGCUGCAGGUGGUCGACUGGCAGUCAUCGCAUGGCGUGUGUUCGAUCAGUGACACAACGGUUUCAGUCAUUGAGGACUGUGAUGUCCCUCAAGCUUCCUUCAUCAAACAGCUCGUCUUCUUCUUCUCCUCCACCUCCACCCGCAGAAUGUUUUGUGGCCGUGGGGAUCACCUGUGUGAGCGAUUGGUGUGUCGACUCGGUAACCUGGAGGCAGGGAGAGAGGCCGUUAUCCAACUGGAGAUCAGACUGAACCCCGCUGUGCUACUGCAAGCUCCGGGUCGUCAUGGUAUCAUGAGGCUGGAGAGCACCGCAAUGAUGCUAAAUCCCAGAGAAGAUCCUCACACCAACCUCAUCCAUGGACAACCUGUGGCAACGGUGGUGGUGGAAGCUCUUUUCACACAGAAACCCUCAACACUAGUGAAGGUCUUCAUCAUCGUCAUCAGUUUAGUCUUGGGUCUAAUGAUCCUGGCUGCUCUCAUCUGGUGUCUGUGGAAGGCUGGGUUCUUUAAGAGGGACUUCCAGAAGAAGGAGGAAGAGGAGUUCAGGAGAGACAGCUGGGACUACGUUCCUAAAACCGAGAAAAGAGAGAGCACUUCCUAACGCCGACUGUUACCUCAGGCCAUGACCUCUGACCACAGGAUAGAGUUCACAUUGUGACCGUGCAACAGUUUUAAUGAGACACACAUGCUGAUGGAUGGAUUUCUGCAUAUGACAACAAGGCAACCCAAUUUGUCCAAAGCAGCAGAAAGUACUCCAGACUCUGUCGGAUGGUUUGAAGCCACACUCAUAACAAGUCAGCCCAGUUGGUUUCAACACAGGCUUGUCCUGACUCUGAUGAAUGAUAAAAUGUCUCAAGUGAACGCCUCCUGAACACACCUGAAUCUGACUGUGCCUUCUAAACUAUUUUGCCUGAUGUGCCUUCACAAAUAUAGACAAGUUCAAAGACUACAAAAAGACUCCAGCGAUGGAUGGAUGGAGGAUUAAUAAAAAGGGAAGUGAACCUGAAACAAUCAAAUCUGGACCAAUUAGAUGGCCUUGGGAAUCCCUGGAUUGUGGCAUCACCUGUGACACUGUUAUUGAUGAACUCCAUUUUGACUCUCUUAAGAGGAAACAAACCAGAGGAAGUGACUUUCUGGUGACCUUCGAUCUCAGGGGAUGGAAACCUGGCCUCUGAUUGGCUCAUAACUCUGUGUCUGUGUACAUUACCUUUCCAGAUGUUUGUUUACCUGCUGACCAACACUUUAAGCACUGGCGACACACAGAGAGCAGACUCACUGCCUGUGGUCCAUGCCCAUAGUUCAUGAAGUAAUCCAGUGAUGGCUGCGGGGACGUGCUUUUACAGUCAGGGAGUGAAGUGAUAAGACUGCUGCCUUCUGUGCGAUGACACAGACUGAUGCUAGCAACUAUCAGGGUCAGUGUUUUAAUGGAUGCCUUCAUUUUUUUGCCCUUUAGCCUGGCUGUUAUAGACUUUUUGUUAUGGUUUUUCUGAGUUUUGGUCCUUCUAAAGGCUCAGUCACACCAGCGUUGAAAACAGUGAAUUUCAUGGCAGGCAGAACCACUUCAUUUCAAUGAAUUAGCGUGGUCAAUGGGUGGAUUUGCUCACAUAGGCGAAGUAAAUCUGUGCAAAUCUUUUGCUUUGAGCUCAACUUUGCCUUCAGCCUGUCAGUCUGAUUUCACACUUCCUCCCUCUUUUUCUGAUCCGUUCUCUGCUUGUGCUCUGCAGCUGUGCACCGCCGCUGUGAGGAAGCAGUUCACGGAAAUGUAGUGGAAAAUGGGAAACCGCUUUGAUGUGUGCAGGAAAAAUUGAGAAUGAUGUACUUUCUGGCAUGACAGACAAAAAGGAGUGCUUGUCUUCCAAUAUCCUAUAAGAACAAAUAUCAUGUGACAUCAUGUAAGGUCUGAAUAUGUUUAGUUGUUUAGACAUCAGUGAGAUACAGAUUUUUUUAAUCUACUGUUCUUGGUAACAAUUAUGACAUUUUCACAUGAAUGUUCUUGUGGGAGUUCUAUAAUAAUAACAAUACAUUUAAUUUAUAGAGCACUUUUCAAGAUACUCAAAGAUGCUGUCCAUGAUGAAUUCAGCAAAAAAGAAGCAGAAAACUGAGCGCACAUGGUGAAGUUUCCUGGUCGACACCUUGGUUUGUAAAAAGCUUCAGUGUCGCCACAGUGAACUGCUCCCAGAUCUGGACUAAACUGCCAGUGUGAAAGUACAGUCAAAGAAGUUGGGUAACACAGAGCCAGCAACCAAUUGAGCCACAGGGUUGAAUGAUGGAAGACUACUUGAAAAUCAGCUUAAAAAAAAAAAAAAAAAAGUUUAUUAAGGUAUUUAAAAUAUUCAGAUGCAUUGUUUUAAGCGUCUGUAUUUUGUGAAUGCAGACAUUUAAAACAACUGCUACCCUCACUUCUGCUCAUGUAUGUAGUACAAAUGCACAUCACACAGAUAGAUGUUUUUAAUAUUUUAAUAAAUGAGUUUGUUGCUGUUUGUUUUUUUUGUGAAGUUGUUCUGCACUGGAGAGUCUCACUGCUUUUAUCAACACAUUUGCAUUAAAAUGAAGUAUUUUCUAUUUAAACAG